UCGUCGUUGAUGAUACAAAUGGGAAGGGCUACUGUUUGAAUGUGAUACUUAUAUUUUUUUCAUCAAGUCAGGUAGUACUAACAUUAAUAGUCUUAAAAAUAACAUUACUGCAAAUUUGAACAGACCGAGAUGCUUAAAAGCGCUGAACUCGUGAAAACGAUGAUCUGUUUAUCACGACCAGGCACUGUCGCAGGCCCGUUUGCAAAGGUUUUGGUGUUGUAUACUGGUGGCACCAUAGGCAUGGCUACGCGCGAUGGAGUGUUUGUUCCAAUGAAGAAUAUUUUGAUUCCAAGGCUCAAAACAAUACCAAUAUUUUAUGAUGAGAAGUUUGCCAAUGAAUAUUUCACCGAAGAGCAGAAACAUAACCACCUUAUUGUUCAGGAAUCUCCAGACGACGGAUUGUCAACUGAUGUCCACAGAGUGGUGUAUGUGGUCGAGGAGUUUGAUCCGCUGCUGGACUCGUCUAACAUGGAUAUCACAGACUGGAGUAUGAUAGCGAACAAAAUAUAUAGCAGUUACGACCAGUAUGAUGGUUUUGUUGUACUGCACGGAACGGACACGAUGGCUUAUACAGCAUCUGCAUUGUCAUUCAUGUGUGAAAAUCUUGGCAAACCCGUCAUCUUUACGGGCUCACAGAUUCCAAUUUUUGAGGCACGGAGUGAUGGCCGAGAUAACUUUAUAUCUUCACUUAUUGUAGCAGGAAAUCAUUGCAUUCCAGAGGUGUUGAUUUGCUUUGACCGAAAAAUAUUUCGAGGAAAUCGUUGCAUCAAGAAAGAUUCAUCCAGAUUGUCUGCAUUUGAUUCUCCAAAUAUGCAGCCACUAGUCACCUUAGCAAUUAAUAUAAUGGUUGACUGGCCAAGUGUUUUCCGUUCUUGGGAAGCUAGCAAGUUCCAGGUGCACACUACUAUGUGUCCUAAUGUGGCCUUGUUAAGAAUAUUUCCUGGAAUUACAACACAGACAGUCCGUGCAUUUUUCCGGCCUCCAAUUGAGGGAAUUGUCCUGCAGACAUUUGGAGCAGGAAAUGCCCCAAAUCGAAAAGAUUUGUUAGAAGUGUUCAAGGAAGCAUCUGACUGGGGAGUGAUCAUAGUGAACAUAACCCAGUGUACCAGGGGGGCUGUGGCCACAUCGUAUGCUACUGGGAAGGCACUGAAUGAUGCUGGAAUCAUUUCAGGAAGUGACAUGACACCAGAGGCAGCUCUGGCUAAACUCAAAUAUGUCCUCAGUAAAGAUGAGUGGACCUUGGAGAAAAAAAGGGAGUACAUGGGCCACAACUUGCGAGGAGAAAUGACGACAAACGUAGAAGGAAAACUGUCCAUUCUCGAUUUUGAGCUCAUCGAAAGUGUUGCUAAAACUCUGUGUCUGAGCAGUCGUGAUGAAAUUGCAAAGCUUCGUGAAUCCCUGUAUCCGAAUUUGAUAUUAUCUGCAUCAAGGAAAGGUGAUAUCAAGACACUGGAGAAACUCCGACAAACGGGAGGAAACAUCUCGGCCACCAAUCAGGAUGGCCGUACAGCGUUGCACGUGGCCUGUAGAAACAGUAAGCUCGAAACAGUCGGCUAUCUCCUGCAUCACGGGGCAUCAGUCCAUGUCAAAGAUUACCAUGGUGACAACCCUCUCAUCGAUGCCAUAGACAUGAAGAAUGAGGUGGUAAUAAAGAUGCUGGUCCAGGCUGGGGCCGUCAUCCCUUGGCCACCAAUCAAAGUGGCGAUGGAACUUUGCAGUAUUGUGCUUGGUCAAGAUCUUAAUGCUAUUAAAUGCUGGAAGUUGGCAGGUGUGGAUUUCAAUUCCAUCGACUACAAUGGCAGGACGGCACUGCAUGUGGCUGUAUGUCGGCGCGAGUUUGAGAUAACCAAAUAUUUGAUUGAAAAUGGGGCAGAGUACACUAUUGAAGAUAUAUUUGGCAACACAGCCCUGUCACAUGCUAAGAAGCUAGAGCAUUGUGAAAUACUGGAUGUGUUACAAAAUUCCAUGGAUUCUGAAUGUCUAUGAAACUUGAUGCCUGGAUCACUGUGUCGGAUAUACUGCAAAUCUGAAAAUGUUAACGAGUAUAAAAUGUUUGCAAAUUUAAUGAGGCCAUACAAGACGCUAAUAUUUCAUGACGCUAAAUUUAGAGAGACAUAUAACAGACUGUUCCGAAAAACAUUUGUGCAAUUGUUUUGUUUGUGAUUAACUGAAGGCUCAACAAUGGCUAUAUGCUAUUGAUUCAACCAAAAGGCUAGCAAACAAAAAUAGUUAGUUAGCAUACACAUUACUGCAAUUUUCUACUAAAUUCAGUAUGUCUGUAAGCUGCAUAAUGUUAAGAUUCGUCAAAAACAUGAUUUCAACUGAUCCUACAACUUAAGCUUAUAUGUUUUUUAGUUUUAGAUAUGAUGUCGCUAACAUGUCAUUUAUUUGGAUUUUGCCAAAUUUUAAGAUUGCUAAUAUUUUAUGAUGUACAGUAAUCUGCAGAGAUGCACGUAUCCUGUGUAUAAAGUGCGAAUGGAAGUCUUCUAGAGAGGGACGGUUUGUCUCACUUUACGCUGUCAGUCAGAUGUAGACUUCACACAUAGCACUCUUUUUAAAGGCGCAGACCCUAGUUUAACCCGUAAAAAAUUUACACUAAGUUUAGUUAAUUUACAAACCUGUAACUCAUUUGGAUAAAGUUACAAUAGAGUAAAAGAAGAGUCUGUGACGUUAA
Molecule: messenger RNA, 2674 nt
Organism: Gigantopelta aegis
Lineage: Eukaryota; Metazoa; Mollusca; Gastropoda; Neomphalida; Peltospiridae
Product: L-asparaginase-like
Exons: 15
Coding region: 130-1986 (618 amino acids)
Biological process (GO): amino acid metabolic process
Molecular function (GO): protein binding; asparaginase activity
Source: RefSeq, a predicted model, not a curated record